AUGCCGACAUCCCGGUAUUUCGCCCAAGCCCCAGCCUUCCCCACCGAUACUCCAGUCGCUAGUCUGCUGUCUAUCUCUCUUCAAGGUCUACAGAAUGGGAGCUCCACCGAAUGGCAGAAAUUGUUCAACGCAUGUAGAGAAUGGGGAUUCUUUCGGAUAGACCUGAGAGAUUCCCAUGACCGAACGACAUUGUUACAAGGAUGCGGAGAGGAUGUUCGAUCUCACUACAGAACUCUUCGCUCUGGACCAGCGACCCUGGAUCGAUAUGCGUGCGAUGCGCCGAGGGAUCUCACUGGGUAUAAAAGCAUGGGCCGAUUGGAGACCGACGAUGGCAAAACAGACCACAUGCAUCUGUACUCUAUCAAUCAAGAUAGCAUUCCAGGAAAUUAUCCUCCACGGACUAAUGCCGGUCCAAUCGAGCCCAAGCGUUCACAACUCCAAGCGUUUAUUUGA
Aspergillus pseudonomiae is the source of this 453-nucleotide messenger RNA. RefSeq lists its product as uncharacterized. Lineage: Eukaryota; Fungi; Ascomycota; Eurotiomycetes; Eurotiales; Aspergillaceae. The coding region runs from base 1 to 453 and encodes 150 amino acids. The transcript is spliced from 2 exons. The record is from RefSeq and is a predicted model, not a curated record.